Molecule: messenger RNA, 657 nt
Organism: Fusarium redolens
Lineage: Eukaryota; Fungi; Ascomycota; Sordariomycetes; Hypocreales; Nectriaceae
Product: copper amine oxidase
Exons: 1
Coding region: 1-657 (218 amino acids)
Biological process (GO): amine metabolic process
Molecular function (GO): primary methylamine oxidase activity; quinone binding; copper ion binding
Source: RefSeq, a predicted model, not a curated record
AUGGACAUGGAAACAAAGACUGUUGUUCGCUUGAUCGACCUGCGACCGGCGGUUCAGAUGAUGGCCUUGAGCCCAGGGAAAGGGACAACAAGCCAAGAAACCUUUUCCAACACAGCCAUGCGGCAGGGUAUGUCCAUAACUACUGGACAGAUCCCUCCGAGAGGAUCUGAAGUCUCAAGAGAACGCAUCCUGAGAGCUUCUUUCACCAUCUCCAAGGAUGGCUUGUUGGAGUGCCAGAAAUGGCGCUUCCGUCUUGCCUUCAAUCCAUUCCACGAGAAGAGGCUGUUCUUCAAGAUGUCUGCUAUGAGAACCGACCCAUUCUGUAUCGCCUCAGCUAUAGCGAGCUCACACACCCCUAUGAUGAUCCCCAGUCCCCUUUCCACUGCAAGCAUGCCUUUGAGCUUAGGGAUGGGUUUUUUUCUUGGAAGGGCUGUAAACAACCUUGAGCUAGGGUGUGACUGUCUUUGGGCAAUUCACCAUGUUGACUCAUAUCUCUCUGGCUCAGAUGACCUGCCAACACCUGCCCAGGUAGUUGUUUGUCUCCACGAGGAAGACAACGGCAUUCUGUGGAAGCACACAAACUUCCGCACUAACAGAUCCGUUGUGGCACGCAUGAGAGAGCUUGUCGUGCAAUUCAUAGUCACUCUUGCGAACUAA